This is a messenger RNA of Cadophora gregata, 5257 nucleotides long. RefSeq lists its product as uncharacterized. Gene Ontology annotation, cellular component: exosome (RNase complex); P-body. The record is from RefSeq and is a predicted model, not a curated record. Bases 230 to 4393 code for a protein of 1387 amino acids. Lineage: Eukaryota; Fungi; Ascomycota; Leotiomycetes; Helotiales; Ploettnerulaceae. The transcript has 5 exons. Gene Ontology annotation, molecular function: 3'-5'-RNA exonuclease activity; RNA binding. Gene Ontology annotation, biological process: mRNA catabolic process.
UUGUUCAUCAACAACCUCACUUCACUCUCCAACUUCAGCUCCCAUCUACCUCACUCUCCUUCCCCCCACUCAACCACAUCCUCGAAUCCUCGAGAAGCACUCCUUCACCUCUUCUUCCCCUCCUUUGGCUGCCCUCAUUUGAUCCCGCAUCAUCACAAUCAUUUGGAUUGCAACAAACCAACUCCCCCAAUCUCGCACUUGACGUGCACGUACGUCUUUCUCCUCCACCAUGGAGCAUCAACAGAAUCAACAACAACAACAUCCACAACAGCCACCACCCCCUCAGGGUGGUGUGCCUGGUCCGACUGGUCGUCGACUCCACAUUGCACAUCGCCGAAGCCCUUCAGAGCUGACCCCAUUGAUGAGCAUGUUCUCCAGCCCCGGCAUUGAACAGUUGGCCAUUCAACAACAAAUCGAGCUCCUUCAACAGCAGCAGCAGCAGAUUCAAGCUACCCACCAACAAUAUGUCAAUAUGGGAAUGAUCCCUCCUACCCAACAUCUGGCCACUGGCGGAUAUAAUCCUCUUCAACAGCAGAUUCCCAACAUGGCACAGAACAAUUUCCAGUUCCCUAACCAGAUGCCACAACAGAUGAAUGCUCCAAUGGGUGCACCAACUCAACCGCUUUCACAUCGCCGUAAUCAAUCGGCACUUCCCAACAUGGGCAUGGGCCCUCCUCCAGCCCCCUCAUCCGGCGCAGCAGGUCCUGGCUUUGGAGACUUUGGUGGACAACACAGAGAGAACAAUGCUGGCAGAGGUGGUCGCGGCGGUGGACCACCGGGUGGCGGACAUCAGCGUCGUCAUUCUCUGGCUUUGCCUGAGGCCAAAAAAGCUGCAGAGCUUGCCCAGCAGAAACGAACAACUUCUGGCUUCCAGUUCCCUAUCCCAGGAGCUCCUGGCGAAACAACUGAUCGUUCCAAUAGUCCAACUGCGGAGGAGAAGCCAUCUGCUCCAGCACAAGGUACUGGCCAAAGCACACGUGGCAGAGGUGGCGGACAUGGACGAAGCCAGAGCAUGGCUGUUAAUGGUAGGGGUGGAGCAGCUGUUCGUGGUGGAGGAAAUUUCCAGUUCCCUCCUAUGCAAGCUACCCCCGAUGCUGGCGCUUCUGGACAAGGCAAUGACUUCCAGCGACGUGGAAGCAACACUGGUCAUAACCGACAAUCAUCGAGAAACUUUGAAGGUAACUGGAGAAAUCAACCUCAAGGCCAAGCCCCUCCCCAGGAUCAACAUGGUGCUAUGGGCAACUUCCAAGGUCAACAACCGCAGGGUGGUUUCCAGCCUGGUCACCGCAAUCGUGGAUCCAUCAACCAGUCAAUCAAUUCUAUUGGUUCUUUCCAAUACGGAGGUCAGCCACAAAUUGUCCAAAUGCCAGGACAGAUGAUGGUCCCUCAGCAAAUGUUCCCUGGACAACAAUUGAAUCCACUUCAGAUCAGCCAGCUCCAAGCUCUCCAAGCUGCCCAGAUGGGCGGACAGGUCGGUCUUCAAGGCAGCCAUCAUGGCCCACAGCUUUCUGCGCAGCAACAGCAACAACAGCGCAAGACACUAUUCACUCCUUAUCUGCCACAAGCCACCCUCCCCGCUCUUCUUGGCGACGGACAGCUCGUUUCCGGCAUCCUUCGGGUCAACAAGAAGAACAGAAGUGAUGCCUAUGUUACUACACAAGACGGCCUUCUUGACGCAGAUAUCUUCAUUUGUGGAAGCAAGGACCGUAACAGAGCUCUGGAAGGAGAUCUCGUUGCUGUCGAGUUACUCGAUGUUGACGAAGUUUGGGGUCAGAAGCGCGAGAAGGAAGAGAAGAAGAAGCGCAAGGAUAUUACUGAUACCCGGGGUGGUUCGAACGGAAAUGCUGAUCGAUCCCACCGUGAUAACUCCACCAACGGAGAUGAGCAACCUACCACUGGAGAAGGUGGUGGUAUGCGAAGACGUGGUAGCUUGAGACAGAGGCCAACCCAGAAGAAGAACGACGAUGUUGAGGUCGAAGGGCAAAGUCUUCUCCUUGUUGAGGAAGAAGAGGUCAAUGACGAGCAGAAGCCACUUUACGCUGGUCACAUUGUCGCAGUCGUCGAGCGUGUUGCUGGACAAAUGUUCUCUGGAACUCUCGGUCUUCUCCGUCCUAGCAGCCAAGCCACCAAGGAGAAGCAAGAGGCUGAGCGUGCAGCUCGUGAUGGAAAUUCCGGCCGUCACCAGGAACAGAGACAACAAGACAAGCCAAAAAUUGUCUGGUUUAAGCCAACUGAUAAGCGUGUUCCACUGAUCGCAAUCCCUACCGAACAAGCCCCUCGUGACUUCGUUGAGAAGCAUCAAGACUACGCUGACCGAAUUUUUGUUGCUUGCAUCAAGAGAUGGCCAAUCACCUCUCUUCAUCCUUUCGGUACUCUCGUUGAGCAACUCGGAAAGAUGGGCGAGUUGAAGGUUGAGACAGAUGCUCUACUUAGAGACAACAACUUUGCCUCGGACGAGUUUUCCGAUGCGGUCACUCGCAGUGUUGGACUUGAUGAUUGGUCUCUUGAGAAGGAAGAUGAGGCUGCUAUUGCUGCUCGUCGUGAUUUCCGUGACGAAAAGACCUUCACCAUUGAUCCCAAUGGAGCUAAUGAACUUGAUGAUGCCAUCCAUGUCAAGUCGGAGGUCGAUGGAAAGAUCGAGAUUGGUAUCCACAUUGCCGAUGUUGCUCAUUUCAUCAAGGCCAACUCUCUGGUGGAUCGCGAGGCCCGCAAGAGAGGAACAGCGGUUUAUCUGAUGAAUCGCAGCUGUGCCAUGCUGCCACCCAAAAUUGCUUCCGAGGUCUGCUCUCUUGUGCCCGGCAAAGAUCGCCUUACUGUCAGUGUUGUCUUCAAAGUCAAUGCCCACACUGGUAUGGUGUCUGAGGAAGAUACCUGGAUCGGCAAAAGUAUUAUUAAGAGCGCUGGAAAGUUGACAUACAAGGAAGUUGAUGCUGUUUUGUCUGGACACCUCGACACGAAGCUUGAUGGCGCCGAGGUUAAGGAGAUCCAAAUCCUUCACGCUGUUGCCCAAAAAUGGCGAGAAAGGCGUCUCGGCUCUGAAGGGGAGACAAUUGCUCCUCUCAGACUCAUCUACCAGUUGGAUGACGAGAACGUGCCGGUCGAACAGAACAUCUUCGACUCUACUCCAUCCCAUGAGUUGAUCGAGGAACUCAUGCAUAAGGCCAACGCCUAUGUUGCACAGAAGAUCUUCAAAGGAUUGCCCGAGAAGGCACUCUUGCGACGACAAGGCCCACCAAAUCCCCGCCGCCUCCAGACAUUCGUCGACCGCAUGAACAAGAUCGGUUACGAAAUGGACACCACAAGCAGUGGAACCCUGCAGAACAGUUUGUUUAAGGUUGAUGAUGCCGAGAUCCGAAAGGGCAUGGAGACUCUCCUUGUCAAGGCCAUGCACCGUGCCAAGUACUACAUUGCAGGAAAGACACCAACCCAACUUUACCCACAUUACGCGUUGAACCUACCUCUAUACACUCAUUUCACCAACCCAUCGCGCCGAUAUGCCGAUUUGGUUGUUCACCGUCAACUUGAAGCUGUUCUUUCUGAAGGGAAGAUCGAGUACAAUGAGGAUAUUGAGACUCUCGUCAAGACUACUGAAUCAUGUAACACCAAGAAGGACUCAUCCCAAAAUGCCCAGGAGCAGAGCGUCCACAUUGAAUCUUGUAGAAUCAUGGACAGGAAGCGCGAAGAGGUCGGUGGAGAGCUCAUCAGUGAAGGUAUCGUCCUUGCUGUGUACGACUCUGCCUUCGAUAUUCUCAUCCCGGAAUAUGGCUUUGAGAAGCGAGUUCACUGCGAUCAACUUCCGUUGAAGAAGGCAGAGUUCCGCAAGAACGAUCGCAUCUUGGAACUGUACUGGGAGAAGGGUGUUCCUUCAUCGGCUUAUGUUCCAGAGGAUGAGCGCCCCAGAGCUGGAGCAUCUCAGCGUAUGACCAAUGCCGCUGCUGCCGCUAAGCAAGCAGCUGUUGCUGAGCGUGCCAAGAAGGAGCACGAGGAGGCUCAACGAAAACAAAUGGAGACAGGCACAAUGUCCACCGACGAUGUCGAUGCACUUUUCGAUGACGAGGAUGACGUCUCUGAUGUCGCCGAUAGCUUGGCUGGAGUGUCACUGGGAGAGCGCCCGACUCAGAGCGUCCCACCUUCGCCAACGAAGAACUCUCUCACGGCUUCAGACAGUCUCCACCGCACUCGAUCCGACUCUAAGGUCCACACUGCGGAGCCAGCUGAGGCCAAACUCAGCCCCAAGGAGAAGUACUUGAAGUUCUUCACUCUUCGUGAGGAGAAUGGCGAGUACAUUCAAGAUGUUAAGGAAAUGACAAGAGUGCCAGUGAUCUUGAAGACUGACCUUACCAAGAGUCCUCCUUGUCUUACCAUCCGCUCGCUCAACCCAUAUGCUCUUUGAGCAACUCUCUUUACUCACAACACUGGUGGAAUCAUUCUAUGAUGCCUCUUCGCGUCAAAUUUUCAGAAGAAUUUUAGUGACAUGCACAGAUGUUCGAGGGCAGCCUCUGUGUCGAGCAACAAGUCCUCAACGUGCCUAGUUCUUGAGGACGCGAACAAGAUAGCAUUUGUUUUUCUCGUGAAGAAUUUCAUCGAUGUGGAGGGACGAAUGGUCUGGGAUUGGAUGGCCAUUGAUAUUGGUGAUGGGACGGGUGUAGGAUGGAUGGAAAGGGGUUGUGGAGAGGAGGGAUUAUAAAAAAGCCAAAACGGAGCGAACAGAGAUAUAUCAACGAGGAGCUCCAUGUAUUUUCCUUUGCUUUAGCGUGUGCAUCUAUAGUCCUUAGCGCAAAUCACACAUUUCCCAGACAUGCUACCGGUAACUAAGCAAUCAAUCAAUGCGUGCUGAUGUGUGUGUGUGUGUGCAUAUCCAUCCUGACCUGACAUGCUGGGCUGCAUGAACGCUGGACGGAUGUCGAGAUGAAAGGAACAGGAAGGUUUGGUUUUGGACGGAUGCCGAAGUGGAGUGGAGUGGAGGGGAAGGAAGGGAUCUUUGACCUUGAGUUCUUCUUCUUCUCCCGGCCUUGUGUGUGGGCCAUUAUUUGGCAAAACAACCAAUCAAACCCAGCAUCCAGUGAUUUUUUUCCAAAUCAACGAUUGGUCCGGAGGAGGAGUAGGAGGGAGGAGGGUGGAUGCAGACAGGCUGCUUCAGUUGGGAUCGAUCUUCACAGGCUGGCUGGGAAUGGAAACGGGGCGGGCGGGACCACCAGCCAGGGGUGGAGAGUACGGUACGGUACAGUACAGUACAGUACAGUACAGUAUGUACGGU